AUGGCUGAGUCCGCGUUCUGGAUUGAGACGGAAGACUGGCAUACUGCUGGCGAACCUUUCCGCAUCGUCGACAAGCUUCCUACAGGACAUCUCCCCGACUUGCCCAGUGUCGCUCAGCGGCGGUCCCAUGUCAUAGCAACGCCGGGCCACCCCUUAGACGAACUGCGCAAGUCGUUAUGUCACGAGCCUCGCGGUCACGCCGACAUGUAUGGCGGUUUCAUCACACCUCCCGACGAUUCGGGUGCCCACUUUGGAGUUCUGUUCUGGCACAAAGACGGGUUCUCCACAGCCUGCGGGCAUGGGACAAUUGCUCUGGGAUAUUGGGCCGUGUCUCACGAUAUCGUCAAGGUCCCGGAGUGUGAAGGAACGGUUGACGUAGUCGUCGAUGUCCCAUCAGGGCGAGUACUUGCCCGUGUGGCCGUCUCGCAUGGAAAGCCAGUCGAUGCCGACUUCAUCAAUGUGACUAGCUUUCAGCUGGCAAAGUCGGUUCCCGUGGCGCUGUCUUCAAACGGAAUCAACAUUACCCUCGAUUUGGCUUUCGGCGGCGCAGUCUACGCUGUAUUGGACGCAGCUCAAGUCGGGCUCACUGUCGAGCGCAAGAACACCAGCCGCUUUAUCCAGCUCGGCAGAGAAAUCAAGGCCUCGCUCGGCACCAAAGCCCACUACGACGCCUACGACUGCUAUGGUGUUAUUUUCUUCGACGAGGAGAGCGACUGUCGAGACAAUCCGAAUAGCAUCUCUCAGAGGAACGUUACAAUCUUUGCAGAUGGACAGGUGGAUCGUUCUCCUUGUGGAUCUGGGACAUGUGCAAGAGUAGCCAUGUUGUUUGCGCAGGGAAGAAUACAGCCAGGAUGCUCGAAGCUUUUGCAUAGUUCUAUAAUCGGGUCGCGAUUCGAGGCGGACAUUGUCUCCGAGGCCAUCAGUCCCAUUGAGGGCUUUCCUGCAUGCGUCCCGCGUGUCAAGGGUCAGGCCAACUUGGUCGGAAGGAUGAAGUUCUUCACCGACCCUGACGAGAUGCUCUUUCCAGGCUUUCUGCUGCGGUAG
Molecule: messenger RNA, 1044 nt
Organism: Purpureocillium lilacinum
Lineage: Eukaryota; Fungi; Ascomycota; Sordariomycetes; Hypocreales; Ophiocordycipitaceae
Molecular function (GO): hydro-lyase activity
Source: RefSeq, a predicted model, not a curated record